GCUUCAUCAACUCGUUGAUGGUUGACGGUGAAGGUCAAUAUUCGUCAUGGGGCCAUCAUCCCAGGCCUUCCCAUUCCUCACGACAUCGUCGGGGUUUAAUUUCAUUCCAGGAGUGAAUUUCUUUGAUUGGCAACUCGUGCCAACAAGCUCGCAGCGGAUGCAACUUCUGCGGCUCCUAGUGGGAUUUCAGAAGGGUCACCCAUCACCCACAUAGUAGGUUCCACACCGCCAGACAACAGCGGAGCUCGCCUUGCUAUUUGAGCUUCCGGGGCAAGAAUGAAAUCAGCGACCGCACUCUCGGGCUUUGGAAGUGAGACCGCCUCAAGUCUUGGCCCGGAGAUCGGACGGUCGACAACCCAAAAUAGCAUCCGAAAGGGGGAUGUCCGUGCGGAUUCGUCAUUCCGAGCUGGUUCAUCCUAUGCCGGGCCGUCGACAUCGUCAAGACCAUUGUGCGCACUCAAAACACUCACGCGCCGCUUGUUCGAUACCCCGGAGCGUGUGUGCUGAACCCUACCUCGCUGCUGCGUUCUUUCACACCGCUUUCUCGCGUCAAGAUCACGCCGACCUGGACCCUGAAGUUGAAGGAGGAUUUCGGAUUAACACGUGGGAGGGUAGCAGUCGAAUCCUUGAGGUUGCCGCCACCGCCGCCGCCGCCGCCGCCAUCACAGCAACGACAAUAUGCAACGCCAUGACCGAGAGACACGGGCGGACAGUGGGACCGUCGCGUUCUAGCGUGGGGAUAUCGCACUGACGACACCAAACGCUGCUCCGGCGCAGUCAGAAAGGAUACCGCUGCGUCGAUCACCGCAGAUGCAGGUACUCGGGUUGUCGUCGUGAGAUGCAGGACUGACGUGCCUCGUUGACUGGCUUUUCCCAUCCUUUUCCUGAGGCUUUUUGAGACUUCACGGAGGCUGCCCGAUAAUCCUAGGCCGGGAGGAUCGAUCACGGUCAGGAUCACGUUUCAAUUUCUAUCAGCCUCCUCACUUAUGGCGCCGGACCUAGGACAGCAGCAAAGCCGGGAAAUAAGCCAACGCCACAUCGCAAAUACUCCUAAACAAAGACUCUCGGAGGGGUUGAGGCUGGCCUCGCCGGGAGACCAAAAGACCAAAGUAGGUUGGCUCCGCAAGUCUACCCGCCGCUGAGGCACGGUCGGGAAGCUUGGGAUGAAAUUUAAGAAUUCAUUGACCUGCAACGACCCUGAAGCUCUUGAUUCUGCUCAGAUGCCAAGCAGUCUUCUGCUCACGAGUAUGCAGGUAGGUCCUGUCGCCAGUUUCGACGGAGAAAAGAUGUAAAGACACGCACACCUACUGCAUGCUACUGCAUGUCUCGGACGACCACCGCAAGCUGGGGCUUGUUGUAGCGUUGUUGUAUGUUAUAUGUCGCAUCCAACACCGUGGGACGCAAGCGGGCGAAUGUGAGACAGCACACUCAAGUGAGGGUUCUUGGUCAAUCAGCUUCUGGUGUUGAAGCCUUUCCAGGGUGGCAAUCAUCCUGUCCAUCUCGAAAAAGGAUUCUUUUUGUUGUACUAUUUCCAGCCAGCUACCUUAUCAAAACCACACUGGCUGGACCGACCUGUCUCGCCUGCCAACAAUAUGCAAAUCUCCCCCGAAAUUUCCCACCGGCGCUGACCGAUUCCUUCGGCGGACUUCUCCACGGACACCCGCCUCCCCUCCGCCUUCUCACCCUUUCCCCUUUUCAGGAACGAACAAAACCGAGCCUGCUAGCGCGAAGCCUCAAGUCUCUUGGUUCGAUACCCCGACGUCCGGCUCGGCGGGAGCACGGUCAGGGCACGGCCGGCCCGGUGCCACUUAGCCUCCCUGCCUGCGUCUGCUGCUACUCGUCCCCCGCGAGCCAUGCCGUUCUGAACCGUCAGUGGCGCAACGGCUCAGUCACCCACACACCUACUUGGGGGUUCCGGGCGGUAGUGUUGAUAGCCAGAGUUGAUAGGGGUAAGGGCGGGUGGGGGGGAGAAAAGCCUCAAAUCGUCGGAACUCACCAGGCCUGUCGGUCUGAGCGAAGAGGAGACGAGACCUCUAUAAGAAGGUCCUGCUUGGUCUUUGCUCAUCGUGCAUCACCAGCUUCGUUUCUCACUUACCUACCUCCAGUAGUCGACAGAUCCUCAAAUCCCUCCACACCACCAUCAUCUCUUCGCAGAUACACAGCGUCUCAAACCACCCAACAUGCCUUCCACCGUCGUCUCCACCCCCGUCCCCGCCGGCGUUGACAGAGCCGCCGUCCUCUCCGCCAUCCACAACCACGAGCUCAUGGUCAAGACCCUCUGCCCGGCCCUCAUCUCCUACAAGCUUGAGUCCGGCUCCGUCGGCCUCGGCCAGUCCGCCACCUACUCCAUCACGGACAAGAAGCCCAUCGGCCAGACCACCUACCAGCUGACCAUCACCAACCUUGAGGAGGGCGUCGACACCCUUGUCAACGCCAAGCCCCCCGUCGGCACCCUCAUCAUCGCCGGCAAGUGGCGCAUCGUCCAGGAGGCCAGCGGCCUCGUCCUCCGCGAGGAGGUCGACAUCGAUGCCAACGUGCUCAUGAAGAAGAUGGCCAAGGGCAACGUCGAGAAGACCCACCCCGAGCAGCACGCCGCUCUCCUCGUCCAGGCCGGCAAGGCAUAAAUGAUGGACAGUGCGUUGACGACAUGUAUCCCAUUGGUUGAGCUUUUAUCACCUUGGGAAAGCUAGCGGUUCGACCGGCGUUUAAAGGAUUAUGGCAUCUUGUAGAUACGCACCCUACAAAUAAU
Colletotrichum destructivum is the source of this 2749-nucleotide messenger RNA. RefSeq lists its product as uncharacterized. The record is from RefSeq and is a predicted model, not a curated record. NCBI's taxonomy places the organism in Eukaryota, Fungi, Ascomycota, Sordariomycetes, Glomerellales, Glomerellaceae. The transcript has a single exon. The coding region runs from base 2181 to 2624 and encodes 147 amino acids.